Entamoeba invadens IP1 is the source of this 3834-nucleotide messenger RNA. Its product is annotated as metal resistance protein YCF1, putative. Gene Ontology annotation, cellular component: membrane. The transcript has a single exon. Gene Ontology annotation, molecular function: ATP hydrolysis activity; ABC-type transporter activity; ATP binding. Gene Ontology annotation, biological process: transmembrane transport. NCBI's taxonomy places the organism in Eukaryota, Evosea, Mastigamoebida, Endamoebidae. The coding region runs from base 1 to 3834 and encodes 1277 amino acids. The record is from RefSeq and is a predicted model, not a curated record.
AUGAAAAAGAGAGCCAAUUACUUAACAAGGCAAUUCGAAGUUGCUUGGGAAACGGCGAAACAGAAACCAAAGCCCAAAUUGUUGCGAGUGAUGUUCCGAUUGAAUGCAAAGCCCAUGUUGAUCGCAGUGCUUCCAAGACUCAUUUAUGAUGUCACUUUGUUCAUCCCAAUUUUUGCACAAAGCGUAAUGAUUAACUUUGGUACCAAAUGGAACGACAUCGAGAAUUCAGAGUCUUCAUGGACUAACGAACAAGUUGCUGAGUCGUUGUCAUGGCAAUAUCAGAAAUGGACUGGUGCGAUGUUUGGUUUAUUUGUGGCGAUUAUUGCACUUACAUCUUCUGUGUGUGGACAUUAUUUCACUUAUAUUACCACUGUUGUUGGUCAGAAAAUGCGGUCGACACUCGUCAUGGCAAUGUAUGAAAGAAUAUUCGCGAUGAAUGCAAAAUCGCAAUCCACGACGCCACAUGGCCAGAUUUUAAAUAUGAUGUCUGUUGAUGCAAACUGUGUGAAUGAUAUGUGCUCACAAGUCCAUUUGUUGUGGUCGUGUACUUUGGAAGUUAUUUUGUCGUUGAUAUGGCUCUUUUAUUUGGUUCAAUGGAGUGCAUGCGCUGGACUUUUAGUGAUGUUAAUUUCAGUAUUUUUAAACAUUGUAAUAGCCAAACUCACUGUUAACCAAAUGAAGCAGUUGAUGAUUAUUAAAGAUACCCGUGUGAAACUCAUGACAGAAGUAUUGAAUGCGAUUAAGACAGUGAAAGUGAUGGUAUGGGAAAGACACCUGCAUGGUCAGUUACACGACACAAGAAAGAAAGAAGUCAAAAGAAUCUUGUGGGUCAUUGCUUUUAGAAGUUGCAUGAACUUCAUCGUCUGGGCAAUUCCACCAACGGUUUCCUUUGUUACUUAUUUAAUUCUGAUUAUUAUCCAACAUGGGUCGGCUGAUGCUAUUGGCCCAAAAGAAGCGUUUUUGACGCUUGGUCUGUUUAACAUCAUGAGACUUCCACUUAUUAGAUUCCCAAAACUGUUGAACGACACGAUGCAAGGUGUCACUUCGUUGAGAAGAAUUCAAGAGUUCUUGAUGAAAGGUGAAGACCAAAAAGACCGAGAUGCAGACAAUGUAAUUGCUGCUGUUGAGACUGCAGCGCCCGAUGCGCCAAGUAUUGCAGUUGAACAUGCGACAUACACAUGGGAAGACAACGACUCGACUGCGCUCUCAGACAUCAACUUCACUGCGAAGAAGGGGCAACUGAUUGGAAUCAUUGGUGAAGUUGGGUGUGGUAAGUCCGCGUUCUUCCGGUCAUUGCUUGGUAACUUACACAAGACAAAUGGUAUGGCGUUGUACAAUGGGAAGAUAGGGUAUGUUGCACAGAAUGCAUGGGUACAGAACUUGACUGUUCACGACAAUGUUGUCUUUGGAAAGAAACACAACAACGACGUCUACGAGAAGGUUGUUGCGGCUUGCGAAUUGAGAAACGAUUUGGAAAACUUCCCAGGUGCAGACCAAAUGGAAGUUGGGAUUGGCGGAUCAAAUCUUUCUGGUGGACAGAAACAGCGACUUGCGCUCGCACGUGCGGCGUAUCAAAAUGCAGACAUCUACUUACUUGACGACUGUUUGAGUGCAGUCGAUGCAAAUGUCGGGCAGAACAUCUUCAACAACUGCAUCAAAGGCAUUCUACGAGAAAAGACGCGUGUUUUGAUCACACAGACAUUCCAAUACCUCCCCGAGUGUGACUACAUCUAUGUGAUGAAGAACAACACAUUUGUCGAACAAGGUACUUUCGAAGAGUUGCACGCUCAACAAGAAAGUGAAUUCUUGCGUUUGUAUUCAAAUUAUGUAGCGAACGUUUCUCAUCAGGACGAACAUGGCAAGAGAAUAUUAAAACGUAAAAUGAAAAAUGGAAUCAAAGUCACACAACUUAUUCAUGGAGAAAGCCGUGAUACGUCAUCUAUUUUAAAGACGAUGAUGACAUAUAUAAAAUAUGGAGGAUGGUUCAACUUUGCUAUGGUGGUGUUCUUCUUCUUCGUUUCAUCAUUUUUGUUGCUUGCUUCCAACUUCUGGUUGGUCUUAUGGACAGAUCCAUCAAAAAAGGAUCAAUACGAGUUUACAAAAUCAUUGAAUGGAUACGAGUUGGUUGGUAUAUAUGGAGGAAUCAUUGCCGUUGUACUUUUCCUCUUUAUUUUCAGAUUCUUUUUCUUAGGAGCGUUGAACGGGAAAGCUUCAAUUAAAAUCCACUUUGAUGCGUUGAACCAUGUUUUGAACUCACCUAUGUCAUUCUUCCAAACAACCCCAAUUGGUCGUAUUCUCAAUAGAUUCUCAGAGAACUUGUUUACUUUGGAUGAUAAAAUCAAUUUGUCUUUGGCUCAGUUUAUUGCUUCGGUGACAAUGCUUGUCGUGCUAAUUAUCAUUCCAGUUAUGGUCAACUCCUUGAUGCUGCCAGUGAUGGCUCUUGGUCUAUUCUGGUUCUUCUAUGUGUUCAAGAUCUAUAUGAAAUAUGCCAAACAAUUACUUCGACUCGAUGUUGUAAAUAGAAGUCCAUUGUACAACAGUUUCCAAGAGACUUUGCUUGGACUUGACACCAUCAAAGUGAUGCACAACGAGAGGAGAUUCACUUCGAUAUUGUCCAACAAAUUGAACAAACAACAGAAGAUUUACUACGCCAAUAAUGUCUGCCAAAGAUGGUUGGGUGUUCGUGUUGAGUUAGUUGGGUGUUUAUCACUGGGUGCUAUUGUGACAGUCGGCGCAAUUCAAAUUGCAAGUAUUUCCCCGUCUUUAAUUGCCUUAAUGGUGAUGUAUAUGUUCCAAUACAACAAUAUUUUAACACAAUUUGUACAAUCGUGCGUUGAAGUCCAGAUGGCGUCGACUGCUGUAGCUGCUGUUUGUGAUUACCUUGAUUUGCCAUCAGAGAGAGGGAUAACGGAAGACGACCCGACAGUGACGGGUCGUGUUGGUCCCAAUUGGCCUGAGCAGGGAGACGUCAAGUUUGAGAACUUAACGAUGACGUAUUCAGCGGAGUUGCCGCCAGCUGUGAAUGACUUGACGGUCCAUGUGAAUCCUGGAGAGUCAGUUGGUAUUGUGGGGCGUACGGGAGCAGGAAAGUCGUCGAUCAUGGUUGCAUUGUUCCGGUUGUAUGAGCCGACAAGUGGGUGUGUGAUCAUCGAUGGUGUCAACACAUCGACACUUUCACUUGAGACGCUUCGGUCAAGAUUGUGUGUCAUUCCACAAGAGCCAGUCUUGUUCAGAGGCACUUUACGAAAAAAUUUGGAUGUUCUUGGGAAGCACACCGACGAAGAGAUGAUCCAAGCGCUUCAAGACGUUAACAUGAAGGAGAGUUUAUUCAGCAAAGGUGAUGGACUGAAUCUUGAAAUUGCUGAAGGCGGUGCAAACUUCUCGAUUGGGGAAAGACAACUCAUUUGUCUUGCACGUGGGUUGUUGUCACGAUCGAAGGUGAUCAUCCUCGAUGAAGCAACAGCAAACGUCGAUUUGCAAACAGAAAAGAGAAUCUUUGACGCAUUGUUCACACACUGCAAAGGAAGCACAAUGUUCAUGAUUGCACACAGACUCCACACCAUUUUGACGUGCGACAAGGUCUUGAUGCUUGAGAAAGGGCAUGUUGUUGGGUUUGGACAACCCGAUGAAUUGAAAAAGACAUGUGCAGAGUUUGCUUCACUUGUUUCAAAAACUGGUCUUGGCGGUGAACACUCCGAUGAACAAGAAGACCACAAAGAAGAGAAGGACGUCAAGCCAAAGGACGAAGUAAAACAAGAAACUAAGGAAGAGAAGCUUGUUGAUGUGCCCGAAGUUAAAGCAGUUGAACCACCAAAGAGCCCAAGUAUCCUUUAA